Molecule: messenger RNA, 306 nt
Organism: Phycomyces blakesleeanus NRRL 1555(-)
Lineage: Eukaryota; Fungi; Mucoromycota; Mucoromycetes; Mucorales; Phycomycetaceae
Exons: 2
Coding region: 1-306 (101 amino acids)
Source: RefSeq, a predicted model, not a curated record
AUGACAAACUGUCGGACAAACCUACCAAGCAGACUGACCUUCUGGUACCAGACACCACAACAUAGACAAAAGCCGGACAUGCCUACAACACAUGUGACAAAACUGACACUUGAUGUGUUUGGGUAUUGGGAGCAAGAUUUCCCAAGAAACCUGGGGGGACCACUCUUGUCCAUCGAGACAUGUCACUUGGUCGACUCACCAUUGACGUCAACGCCCACAAGUCUGGUACCGCCUGCCACAGCUCACUGCCAGACCAAACCACUGAAGGAAUCCACUGUCUGGUAUCCAUUACCAAAAACACACUAA